Molecule: messenger RNA, 1017 nt
Organism: Anopheles coustani
Lineage: Eukaryota; Metazoa; Arthropoda; Insecta; Diptera; Culicidae
Product: procathepsin L-like
Exons: 4
Coding region: 1-1017 (338 amino acids)
Biological process (GO): immune response
Cellular component (GO): lysosome
Molecular function (GO): cysteine-type endopeptidase activity
Source: RefSeq, a predicted model, not a curated record
AUGAGGCUACUAUUUUUGGUGGCCUUUGUGGUCAUCGGCGCUAAUGCGGCCUCGUUGUUUGAUUACACGCUUGUACAAGAGUGGAAAACCUUCAAGUUGAAGCAUCACAAGAAUUAUGGAAGCCUUUACGAAGAAACAUUGCGGAUGCGGAUCUACGCACAGAAUAGAAUUGUUAUCGCUCGUCACAACCAACGAUUCCAACAGGGUCUGGAGUCGUUCGAGAUGGAUGUGAACCAGUUCUCCGAUCUAUUGGCUGAAGAAUUUCGUCGAACGAUGUUAGGCGUUAGGCCAAUGGGCCAAAUAGCGCAAGGAGGCUAUGAAAAGCUUUUCCAAUGGAUUCCCCCGCAGGACGAUGUGAAAUUAGCGUCGAAUUUCGACUGGCGAAAUCGCGGCGCUGUGACACGCGUGAAGAACCAAGGACAAUGCGGAUCGUGCUGGGCUUUUUCUGCGACCGGGGCGCUAGAAAGUCAGUGGUUUCUUCGGCGUGGCAAGUUGGUGGGACUUUCCGAGCAGAAUCUAAUGGAUUGCUCAAAGAAGGACUUUGGAUGUGGUGGAGGUGUACCGUCGCGUGCCUACGAAUACAUAAAGGCUGCUGGUGGCAUCAAUCUGGAAAGAGACUAUCCUUAUCAAGAGAAGCAAAACAAACAGUGCAAAUUUAACCGUUCAGCAGUGGCUGCUACCGUUAAGGGAGUAUAUUACGUACCGCGUACUGAGAAGGCGUUGACGCAAGCUGUGGCAAUCAAAGGUCCUAUGUCGGUUGUAAUACGAUAUAAAGACUCAUUCCAACACUAUAGACGAGGAGUGUAUUAUGAGGCGAAAUGUACGUGGGGGGAGGCGCUUGCUCCUUAUCAUGCAAUGUUAGUAGUAGGCUACGGUAAAACUAGCGAUGGCGUGGCAUACUGGCUGGUAAAAAACUCCUGGGGCAAAUAUUGGGGUGAUAGUGGUUACAUCAAAAUGGCUCGAAAUCGUAAUAACAUGUGCGGAAUUGCUAACAUGGUAGUUUUUCCAAUCAUUUAA